This is a messenger RNA of Hippopotamus amphibius kiboko, 1511 nucleotides long. RefSeq names its product GDNF family receptor alpha 4 (gene GFRA4). Lineage: Eukaryota; Metazoa; Chordata; Mammalia; Artiodactyla; Hippopotamidae. Gene Ontology annotation, biological process: nervous system development. Gene Ontology annotation, molecular function: glial cell-derived neurotrophic factor receptor activity. Bases 1 to 1065 code for a protein of 354 amino acids. Gene Ontology annotation, cellular component: external side of plasma membrane; signaling receptor complex. The transcript is spliced from 7 exons. The record is from RefSeq and is a predicted model, not a curated record.
AUGCCAUUGAAAGGAGUUUUUAUGGCUUACGUUUCCCUCCAGGAGGGGGCCUGCCCACCGUGCAGGGCCACAAAGGCAAGCACCCAGUUUGUAAGGAAGGACGGAGGAACUACCACAGAUUGGACGAAACUAAGAAGAGCAGUCAGCGCAGACACCUGGGUUUCCAACUGGCUAUGCCCAGGGGCUCUGGGAAGGAGGCGCCUGUCUGCCUGGGACUCUACCUCCUGUCGUCCUCUCCUCUGUUUGCUGCCCAGGAUGGCCAGCUGCUUGGUACCCACAUUGCUGCUGCUACUGCUUCUAGGGUCGCCGAGCUCCGUCGCACCGAACCGAUGCGUGGACGCGGCCGACGCGUGCACUGCGGACGCGCGGUGCCACCGGCUGCGCACCGCGUACGUGGCGCAGUGCCUGGGUCGGGCCGUGCCGGGGGGCUGCCCCCGCGCCCGCUGCCGCCGCGCCCUGCGCCGCUUCUUCGCCCGCGGGCCCCCCGCGCUCACCCACGCGCUGCUCUUCUGCCCGUGCGGUGGCCCCGCGUGCGCCGAGCGUCGGCGCCAGACCUUCGUGCCCUCCUGCGCCUUCUCGGAGCCGGGCCCGGCGCCGCCCUCCUGCCUCGCGCCUUUGGACGCCUGCGAGCACAGCCGGCUCUGCAGGCCCCGCCUCCUGGCCUUCCAGGCCUCCUGCGCGCCCGAGCCCGGCAACCCAGACGGCUGCCUGCGAGACCAGGCCCCCGGCUGCCUGCGCGCCUACGCCGGCCUCGUGGGCACCGCCAUCACACCCAACUACGUGGACAACGCCAGCGCGCGCGUGGCGCCCUGGUGCGACUGCGGAGCCAGCGGAAACCGGCGUGAGGAGUGCGAAGUCUUCCGGGGGCUCUUUACCAGGAACCGCUGCUUGGAUAGCGCCAUACAGGCCUUUGACGGUGGGUGGCCCUCAAUCCUACACAACCAGCUGGACCCCCACCAGGACCCUGAGCACACCCUCGGGCAGGUGUCCUGUGCAGAUGCGCCCCUGGAGGGGAGCUCCCUGCUCAAUGUGCUCCCUGUUCUGGUUCUCCGGCCCCUGCUCUGACUAGGACAGCAGACCUUGGACAACAGCCAACUGUCCCACCCUGCCUGGGAUACUGGGCCUCAUCGAUGACCUACUGCCCCACUGAAAAAGGACUGGCUUACCUCCUAAGCUGGCCCCAGCGCUCUUGCCCUACUGCCCUUUGCAGAUCUCUACACUUUUAUCAUGCUCUAAGGAGUACAUCUGAACAGACUUGUAGGCAAAACUCCCUCUCAUACUCCAGCCGUUUAUGGCAUCCUCCCAGUUAGGCACCACCAUGAUGAUAGCCACCUGAACCCCAUAACUAAUGUUGGCAAAAUGCUUCCUGUCCAUGAUAUGCUGCUUGUUGGACACCACCUAGAGUGAGAACCCAGUUCCCUACGUCGCACUAGCCACAUGGCCAUCUUCCCCAUGGUUCAACCUAGCACUAGGAAUGGCAUCCAUAACUCAAUAAAUCCACGUGCACUGAG